ACGUCACGGCCGUGCGCACUUUGCGGUGGUAUUGUUGAAACCGAUAGAUAGAAGGAAGGAGCAGACGGGGAGAGUGGACACCGGCCUUCAGAGGACGCCAGAGACAGGAAACAAGUAAGUGUCCUACAUGAAUUACGAAAAUCCUCCACCAUAUCCUGGCCCGGGUCCAACUGCCCCUUACCCACCAUAUACUCAACAACCAGCAGGCCCUGGUCCAUAUCCUGCCUAUCAGCCGGGGCCUACAGGGCCAUAUCCAGCUGGUCAACCAGGCUACAAUGGUUACCCACCAUACGGAUGGCAGAAUGCUCCACCUCAAGGACCAGUCUAUGCAGAUGGACCUAAGAAUACAGUGUAUGUUGUGGAAGAACAGCGAAGAGACAACUCUGGUGAAAGUACCUGCCUGACAGCAUGUUGGACUGCACUGUGCUGCUGCUGUCUUUGGGACAUGCUGACCUGAGAUCCUUGAGAAGCAAAGGCUUUUGAUACCUCUCUCUUGGAGUGCUAUGCAGUCUCUUCCUUCUUCUCCUCCUGCUCCUCUUGUCUCUUCCUUUCAGCAGCUUUUUAGUACUGUAAUAAAUGAGAUGGCUUUGUCCGAGCAUAACAUGCCUGCCAGUUGGAUGCAUGAAGCUAAAUGCAUCCUUUUUGAUUUGGGUGGAGAAUCACCCUCCUUUCUUCUUCUUCAUGAUUGUUCUUUAAAUAAUGUACUAUAUUUUAUUUAACAAGCUUUUACUAUAAAUCAUGUAUUGAUAAUUUACACAUACUUAGAAAUAGAGUAAUAUGCAAUAAUUUAAGGCAUUUUUGGUUUUCUCUUACGCUUAAUUUUCUGUUUUAAUAAACUUUAUCCAAUAAAAUGUGAUCCAGAAA
Molecule: messenger RNA, 864 nt
Organism: Thamnophis sirtalis
Lineage: Eukaryota; Metazoa; Chordata; Lepidosauria; Squamata; Natricidae
Gene: CYSTM1
Product: cysteine rich transmembrane module containing 1
Cellular component (GO): extracellular exosome
Source: RefSeq, a predicted model, not a curated record